AUGUCGGACGAAAAGACCAUCGCCGAGGCAAGCGCGAAGAGCAGCAGCGAGAACGCCGUUCACGAAUUGGCGCCGCCGCUGAAUUAUGUCUACAAGCUCGACUUGCGUCUCAUCCCCAUCCUGGGGGCUACCUAUACGAUUCUGUUCCUGGAUCGCACCAACAGCAUGUCUAUCACUUUGCUCAUUGUGGCAUUACGCGCUAACAGCCUCAACAUGCCGUCCAACGGCUACAACACCUGUCUCUGGAUCUUCUUCAUUCCGUUCGUCUUGAUUGAAAUCCCCAGCAACAUGAUCAUGGGGCUGCCGCGCGUCAAGCCGAAUGUCUUCCUCGGCUUGAACAUGCUCGUUCUUGGCGUCAUUGCGACGUGCCAGGGACUGACGCACACGUACGGUGGGCUUCUUGCGCUCCGGUUCCUGAUGGGUAUCUUUGAAGCAACGCUUCCGGCUGGUGCGGCGUACCUCAUUGGAGAGUACUAUACUCGCCGAGAAUCUGCGCUUCGCUUUGCCAUGUUCUUCACGUUCGGUAUCCUCGGUCCAUGCAUCAGCGGUCUCCUUGCGUUCGCCAUCCGCAACAUGGACGGCAUCAAUGGCAAAGAAGGAUGGAGAUGGAUCUUCAUUCUCGAGGGCCUCGUAACCAUUGCCAUAUCCUCCCUGGUCUUCCUCAUCGUUCCCAACUUCCCUGAAAAGAGCCACUUCCUCUCCCCGGCCGAGAAAACGCAUCUCCUCGACAAGCUACGCCGCGACAAAGGCGACCAAAAGCUCUCCCUCAAGCACGUAAACUGGAUUAAAGUCCUCUCGGACUACCGGAUCUGGUUUCCCACCCUGAUGUUCUUCUGCUGCGAUAUGACCGCCGCUUCCAUGUCCUCCUUCAUCCCCACCAUCCUCACCGAGCUCGGCUGGAAAGCCGCAAAAGCCCAAGUAAUGUCCAUCCCCAUCUGGGCCACUGGAAUCGUCUCGCAGCUCUUCGCCUGCUGGGUGUCCGGCCGCAUCGGCUGGCGCUUCCCAUUCGUGCUACUCGGCAUCACCUUCGCCACGAUCGGCUGGAUCAUUCAGAACGUGUACUGCAACGAACGCGGUCUCGCGCCGGGCGUGCGCUACUUCUCGCUGUUCAGCAUGAGCAUGGGCACAUUCAUCCAGAUGGCGAUGCUGACGAGCUGGAUGACGAAUAACUUGAGGGGCCGUGCGAGUAUUGGCGUCGGUACCGCUAUCAUCCUCGGUCUGGGGAACUGCGCGAACUUCGUUGCUUCGAACGUUUUCAUCAAGACGGAGGCGCCGUUCUACCCAACCGGAUUCAGGACUGGGCUCGGACUCACCAUUGUGGGCGCGGGAAUCUGUCUGGUCUACGUCGCGUUACUGUGGUGGCACAACAAGAAGCUUGACCGGAAGAGGAAGCAGGUCGGGGGCGAGGAUGAUCAGGUCGAGUAUAGGUACCAGUACUAG
Molecule: messenger RNA, 1440 nt
Organism: Trematosphaeria pertusa
Lineage: Eukaryota; Fungi; Ascomycota; Dothideomycetes; Pleosporales; Trematosphaeriaceae
Product: MFS general substrate transporter
Exons: 6
Coding region: 1-1440 (479 amino acids)
Biological process (GO): transmembrane transport
Cellular component (GO): plasma membrane
Molecular function (GO): transmembrane transporter activity
Source: RefSeq, a predicted model, not a curated record